Molecule: messenger RNA, 992 nt
Organism: Astrephomene gubernaculifera
Lineage: Eukaryota; Viridiplantae; Chlorophyta; Chlorophyceae; Chlamydomonadales; Astrephomenaceae
Source: the annotation of a GenBank genome assembly
UUUUUGUGCCUCAUACAAACCGGCGUAUUCGUCGCAUAUAAAAAUGACCAAGGAGGAGUUUGAGGCCAAGGAGGGCGUCGAGGAGGUGGAGGACGAUGAUGAGGAGCUCAGCGACGACGACGAGGAGGGCGACCUCGACGAGGGCGAUGAGGAGGGUGGCGCUGGCCGCGGCAAGCAGAGCCGCAGCGAGAAGAAGAGCCGCAAGGCCAUGCAGAAGCUGGGCAUGAAGCCUGUUGGGGGCGUCACCCGCGUCACCAUCAAGAAGAGCAAGAACAUCCUCUUCGUCAUCCAGUCCCCCGACGUCUUCAAGAGCCCCGCCUCGGACACCUACAUCAUCUUCGGCGAGGCCAAGAUUGAGGACCUGAGCGCCCAGACCCAGGCCGCCGCCGCCGAGCAGUUCAAGAUGCGGCCCGAGCCCGAGGCCGCGCAGGCGCCGGGCGCCGCCGCCGGCCCCGCGGACGAGGAGGAGGACGCCGAGGUCGACGACAGCGGUGUGGAGCAGAAGGACAUUGAGCUGGUGAUGACGCAAGCCAACGUGAGCCGCUCCAAGGCCGUCAGGGCGCUCAAAAACGCGGAGGGCGAUAUCGUGUCCGCGAUCAUGGAGCUCACCAUGUAACCGUUCGUGGCGGUUUGCAUGGCGGUUGCAGCGGUGGUGGGGCGAUGAUGGGGGAGGGGUGCUGCUCCAAUUCGUUGUUGCUCUGUUCAGGCGGACGUUGGGCGCGCGGAGGAGGUUGGAGGUUUGUGCGGCGCAGCGCGCGUGUGUGGCGGUGAAUGUUGCGCUUGUAGGGGCGUAGACGUUUUGUUUGUUAUGCGCCUUUGUUUAUACUGUGCGCGCUGCUUUUCCCCUUGUGUGAAGCAGUGCCCGGGGCGCUGAAAGCAAAAAAAGUUAUUCACCGUUGCCAUGGCGCCGUCGUCCUGCUCUGAGCUUUGCUGAGGGCUGUGCGGGCAAUCAACAAACCACCCACCGAGGCGGAGUUGUAACGAAAAUGGGC